GGUGUGGAAAAAACAUCUCAACUGUGCAAGCAAAUUUCUGUAUUCAUGGUUAGGGGGCUCUAUGUGAGUUGGAAAUAUGUUUUAAGUUACUUUGCAACAUCCACUGGGCUGACUUCUCUGAAGUUAAAGGAAAAAAUCGAAAAAAAUAUCAAAGCUGCUCAUGAAUUGGGCCUUAAUAUUAGAGCAAUUGUAUGUGAUCAAGGCUCAAAUAACCGCGGAGCCUUUAAAAAAUUUGGGGUGAGCUUGGAAAACCCAUAUUUUAAAGUCGAUGGUCAUAAAAUUUUUGCCAUCUACGAUGUCCCACAUAUUAUAAAAUCAUUACGAAAUAUCUUAAUGAAAAAUUGUAUCGAAACACCUGAUGGACCAGUAUCAUGGAAAGUAGUUGAAAAAUUGUUUGAAAUAGAUACUAAUAACUCUUCUACUAGAUUAUGUCCAAAAUUAACAAGUAAGCACAUAUACCCCAAUUCAUUUGAAAAGAUGAAAAUGAAAUAUGCUACACAAGUAUUUAGCCACACGGUAUCCUCUGCAAUCAAAACAUUAAUUGAAAGUGGCAAUUUCGAUAAUUGCAGGGAUGUAGCAUAUUCAACUGCUAUUUUCUUCGAAAGGUCGGCUCUACAAAAAAAUAACAAUGUGGAAAAAUACAUUAUGGAAAUGAAAGAGUAUUUUGAGAAGUGUCGUUAUCCCAGCAAUGUAUAUUGUAUUGAUGGACUUAUUCUCUCUAUGAAUUCAAUACUAUUGCUUGCGCACGAAGUAUGGAAUGAAAAUACAGAUGUUUACUUCUUGAUUUUGUCUCGACUGAAUCAAGAUGCAUUGGAGAACCUUUUCUAUCUAAUAAGAAGUAGAGGGGUUACCAACAAUAAUCCAAUGCUCUUCGAAUUCAACGCAAUCAUUUCAAAAAUGUUGUCAAUGAAAAUCAUUACCUCAAAAAGUACAAGUGGAAACUGUGAACCGGAUGAUGACAACAUGCUUAUAAAUGUGAUUGAUGAGGCAAAGCGAGAAAUUCAAGUCGAAAUUUCGGAGACCAAAGAACAGUUACCUUGCCAAGAGGUUGCCUUAGAAAAAUGCAAUAAUGAACAUAGCCCUCAUAUAACCGAGACUAUGGAUUUGUCUUUCACUAAUAUUAUUAGUAAAAGUAGUGAAAACGCAUUGCGUUAUUUUACAGGUUUUGUGUUGUAUAAGUCGCAACAAAAGUUUAAUUGCGACACCUGCGGCGAACUUUUAAAGGACAACAUUGUGCACUGCGAAAAUUCAGAGCAAUUUUUGUUCAAUAAAAACUUUAAAAGUAUUAAUAAUAAUUUAAAGCUCAAGGCCCCACAAGACGAUUUUUUUAACUUAAUAAAAUUACUUUACAAUAUAUUCCACGAUAUCUUUACAAAGAAACCUCAUAUGCGGAAUAUUGUACUCUCCUAG
Drosophila obscura is the source of this 1410-nucleotide messenger RNA. RefSeq lists its product as uncharacterized. The transcript has 3 exons. The record is from RefSeq and is a predicted model, not a curated record. Bases 46 to 1410 code for a protein of 454 amino acids. Lineage: Eukaryota; Metazoa; Arthropoda; Insecta; Diptera; Drosophilidae.